This is a messenger RNA of Lingula anatina, 2294 nucleotides long. RefSeq lists its product as uncharacterized. Gene Ontology annotation, molecular function: catalytic activity. The record is from RefSeq and is a predicted model, not a curated record. NCBI's taxonomy places the organism in Eukaryota, Metazoa, Brachiopoda, Lingulata, Lingulida, Lingulidae.
AUCCGGUUUUCAGUUCAAGAGUCGUUUUCUAGGUCAGCGCACUGUCCCGCCUAUCAGAGUGCGAAAACUGCACAAUAUGGCGGAGACGAAAGCUAGUUUCGGAGUCCCCGAUGGGUGUGCCAAGGCCCCGGCCUUCCACCCGCCCAACAUAGAACAGCUGAGGAAGAUUGCUGGAGACUUGGGACUUGAGCUGACAGACGAAGAACUCACUGCAUAUAGAGAGCACAUGCUCGACCUGGAGGAGGAGUAUGGUAUUCUAGACGAACUUGCAGAACCUACGCUGCCUGUUAAAUACCCUCGAACUCCAGGCUGGCGUCCUAAGCCAGAGGACAACCCUUUUAAUGGCUGGUAUUGGCGUACGGAUAUUCAAGGUGCCCCCUCUGGGAAGUUGGCUGGGAAAACCCUGGGUAUCAAAGACAACACGGCGGUGGCUGGGGUACCUAUGAUGAACGGGUCCAGGGUGUUGGAGGGCUACAUGCCAGAGUUUGAUGCCACUGUGGUCACCAGGAUACUGGACGCAGGUGGACGAAUUCUCGGAAAGACCGCAGUUGAAGAUCUGUGUAUCAGUGGCAGCAGUUUUACCAGCAGCAAACUGCCAGUGUUGAAUCCUUACGACGCCACGCUAUCAACGGCGGGUUCCAGCGCCGGUAGUGCUGCCUUGGUCGCCGGAGGUCAGAUAGACAUGGCUCUUGGUGGCGACCAAGGUGGAUCUAUUCGAUUGCCUGCCGCAUGGUGUGGUAUUGUGGGGUUAAAACCCACGUGGGGUUUGGUUCCGUACACUGGUAUUUCAGUUAUACACCCCUGUAUUGACCACGCAGGCCCCAUGACCCGAACUGUGGAAGACUGUGCCCUAAUGUUAGAGGUAAUCGCUGGAUAUGAUGACGGUCUUGACCCUAGACAGCCGCCAAACAUCGUGAUGCCCGAGUAUUCAAAACUGCUGACUUCAGACCUUACGGGCAUGAAAGUGGGAGUAUUAAGAGAAGGAUUUGACAAAUGUGAAAGUAGUGUUGUUGAUUCCACCAUUCGGUCAGCGAUGGAUUAUUUUAAAGCAGCCGGUGCCAGCGUGGAAGACGUCAGCAUCCCCAUGCAUAUUACCGGUCGGAAUAUCGCAGGACCAAUUAUAUUUGAAGGGUGCUAUGAAACCAUAGUGCAGGGGUGCGCUGUUGCCUUCGGAUUCCCUGGCUUUUAUCCGACUACCAUGCAACAGGCCACAGCUCGGGGGAUAAGAACCCAUCUCAAUGAUGUAUCUCAUACACUGAAAAUGGCUGCCUUGCUCGGAGAGUAUACCAAACAACGGUACAACCACAUCCACUAUGCUAGAGCCAUGAACUGCGCACGACUGCUGCGGAAGGCCUAUGACGACGCCCUCGCCAACUAUGACGUACUCGUCAUGCCGACCAUCCAAAAGCUGCCACAGAAGCUACCAGCGAAAGGAUCGAGCAUUAAAGAAAAAAUCGAAAAAUCCAAUGAGACGCUGUCGAACACGGCCCAGUUUGACGUCACCCAUCAUCCGGCCCUGAGCAUCAACGCGGGGUUCGCAGAUGGACUUCCGGUUGGCCUCAUGAUCGUCGGGAAGCACUUUGAUGAAACCACCGUGCUGAAGGCUGCAUACGGCUUCGAGAAAAAACGAGAUGAGAAAUGAUUUAUCGUGUAAUUCAAAGUUGGUCACGGGGAUUCGUCGACUUCUGAAAAUGUUGACUUUUCCAGAUAAUGAAAAAUAAAUAUAGAAAUAUUCAGAUUUUUAUAUACUGCAAAUAUGUUAUACAAGCUGAGGUGCUAGCCCAUGUUAGCACGUCGGUUGCAAAAAAUAUGCAUCCGAACAUGAACGAAUGCUAUUUCACUCUGAAGUUGAAAGAAACUGACAAGACUGUAGCAUGACUUCAUCUGAUAUAACAGCGCAGAGAUCCAACGAAAAUUAUUGCACAUAAUUGACGUCAUAACUCAGGUGGUGGCAUCUGGCGGAGGCUAUAGGCUUUGCCGACUGUUGAUAACAGUCAAAAUCCAUGCUCACAACAUACUCCCCAAUAUCAAAUGGAAAAUUGACUGGUCACGGCGUCUCUCUGUCGUGAAUGGCCAUUUAUCGCUUAUAAAAUAAGGAAAGACGUAACCGGAGUUUGUUUUCAAACUAAAAUUGCCUUCAGGCGUUUGAAAAUAUCCUCUAUUCAGUGAUCUAAUGCAAAGCUUGUCGCAACUGAGGCAUUUAACUGUACCAAAUGAAAGCUUAUCUGUAACUGAUGUUUGUCUUGGAACGCUGUCAUGGAACAUCUAGCAGUAAAAAACUGUUUUAAGCAAUC